CUCCACAAACAUAAAUAAGAUUAGUUGUUUAGAAUAUUAAAUAUACCGAGAAAAUUAAUUAUAUGGGUGUGAGCGGGUACCCAUGGGUCGGGUUUACCUAAACCCAAACCUAACCCAACUGGGUAAAUAAUAAAAGAGUUUAAAUCCAAACCCGAUCCAAAACUCGUCAACACGAAUUUUACCCGCGUUAAUCUAAUUGAGUCGAGUGAGUAGGCGUGAGUUCGAGUUUUGUUGCCGUAGCCAGCAGCACCAAGCCACCAACCAAAUGGAGAACUGAAACCGCGAAAGUGAUAGAAACGCCGCCGUGUUAUUGAAAGGUCAAUCAGUGUAAACGCUCUCGUUUCCUUGACCUAGUCGUCGUUUAGUGCCCAAAACUGAAAAUGAAGAGAGAGAAGAAAAGGAGUACUCUAAUCUCCCUCUCUCUAAUAAUUCCGCCUUCCCUCCGUCCGCUCUCUCUCUUCUUUACUGUGGCCAUUUUCGUGUCUUCGUUUUAAAAGAGAAGGCCAAUCCCCAUCCAGAGGAAAGGGCUCUAGCCUCUUCCCUGCUGCUGCUGGCUGGUUUCCUCCAUCCCUUCCUUCUUCGCCGUACCCCCUUUCUCCGUUCGCUCUCCGUUGACCUCCAAACCCUAAAGAUCUGUUCACUUCGGGCCUCAAUUCCACCAAUUCGAGGUUAGAUCUCCCGUCUUCGGCCUCUCUCGUGUUUCCCCCAGAUAUAAUUUCUAGGGUUUUUGUCCGCCCACCCGCUCCCAGUUCUGUAGCUGUGAGAGAGGGUUCUUCUUACUUUCUCUUGCCUGUAGUCCCCUGUGAUUAAUUCUUCUGUUUUUUUCCAGAUCUGGUGAAUCGAGGGCUCCUCCGUCGAGGUCAAAAAAGCUUUUGCAUUUUUACCGCCCUCGCCGACGUUGGGCUGUUGAGAGCGACGUUCAGAUUCUUCUUUUCUCGGGUGUGGUUCUGUUACUUGAUGCUUGAUCUUUUGUCAGAUCUGGGCUCGAUUGGAUUGGUUGCUUUUUGUUCUCGACUUUAGUUCUGUGAUUUGUUUUGGGGUGGGUUUGAGUUGAGUUCGGGAUGUCUAUCUUGGCGAAAGGCGAGUCGAUUCAUAUUCGAGAGGUGUGGAAUGACAAUCUGGAGGAGGAGUUUGAUUUGAUUCGUGAGAUUGUUGAUCAGUACAGUUACGUUGCUAUGGAUACUGAGUUCCCAGGUGUGGUGCUACGGCCCGUGGGCACUUUCAAGAACAUCAACGACUAUAACUAUCAGACUUUGAAGGAUAAUGUUGAUAUGUUGAAACUGAUCCAGCUGGGUCUCACUUUCUCUGAUGAGAAAGGGAGCUUGCCCACCUGUGGGACGGAUCAGCCUUGUAUUUGGCAGUUCAAUUUCCGCGAGUUCAAUGUUGGUGAGGACAUCUAUGCAAGCGACUCCAUUGAGUUGCUGAGGCAAUGCGGGAUUGACUUCAAGAAGAACAAUGAGAAGGGUAUUGAUGUGAGCCGGUUUGGCGAGCUUCUGAUGUCUUCAGGGAUUGUGUUGAAUGAAGCUGUACAUUGGGUUACUUUCCACAGUGGGUAUGAUUUCGGGUACUUGCUCAAGCUCUUGACUUGCAGGAGCCUGCCCGAGACACAAGCUGGAUUCUUUGACCUGAUCAAUAUGUACUUCCCCAUGGUGUAUGACAUCAAGCACUUGAUGAAGUUCUGUAACAGUCUUCAUGGUGGCUUGAACAAGCUGGCCGAGUUGUUGGAGGUCGAGAGAAUCGGUGUCUGCCAUCAGGCUGGCUCUGAUAGCUUGCUCACAUCCUGCACUUUCAGGAAAUUGAGGGACAACUUCUUCAAUGGCUCAACAGAGAAGUAUGCUGGCGUGUUGUAUGGUCUUGGCGUUGAGAACGGCCAAAAUACUAAUUGAACAAAUGAGAAAUUGUGUGAAACAGUAUUUGAAGAAAAUAUUUGUAGACUACCUCUGAGGUGUGUGUGACUUGGUUAAUUCUCUUUUGUAUACUUUUGGUAAAAGAGAGUGUUGUUUCUAGAGUGACUUUAUUUGUAACCAAAACCUUGACCGGGUUUUGUAGCUUGGGCUUUCCUUUGUAAAUUAUUGCAGUCAGUUAGUGUUCUUCAACUUUCAAUAAGAACAUAGUAGUUCCUUGCAAGCUUAAUUCUGGUGAUGACUUUUGACUAUGUAAUCUAUAGAUGAUAUGCUAAGAUGUUUGUAUCAUCAAGUACUGUUAACGGGGAGAACUGCAAUUGUUUGAAGCUAUAGAAAUUUCAUCUUUAAGUCAUCUCUUUGGCAUGAUCUCCAACCGUCCUGUAUGUAUCUGUAUGCUUGGCUGAAAUGUAGAAAUCCAUGAAUAUAGGUAAACUUGCUCUGUUUGAAACCUUCUUUCUGGCUCGUGUAUUGGCGAUUACGGAUUGAGACUCAGGUUAUGCAGAUGGGAUCUGAUUUGCAAGAUUUGUAGAGUUGGUCCUCAGAUCAGUGUAAGUGAUGACUUGAUCUAAUUAAAAAUGCAAUGUGUAGAGCUUGCUACUGUGCUGGGUUUGUUCGUCGAUGGCUGAUACACGAUGGUUUGUAAGAAGUUCAUGCACCCUGCAAACCUUCUCAACUGCGCAAACCAACUCGUUUGCGAAGUUAGGCAUAUGUAGUGAUUUGAAGUGUUGUACAUUAUGGGUGAUAGGGAAGCUUACCGGCCCUCCUUUUGUGAUUCAACGGCCGUGUUGAGAUUUAAUUUGCUGUAGCAAAAUACCACACGAAUCCCCUUAAGCACAUGUAUUGAAAUUUGAACAUGAAGGUUUGAGAGGGACACAUGCCUGAAUCCGGAAUGACAAUCCGUAAUAGUUGAGCGAAUUUUCAGUUAAAAAGAAUUAAAUACUAUCGCUCAAUAAUGUUAAAUAUAAGUU
Molecule: messenger RNA, 2872 nt
Organism: Linum trigynum
Lineage: Eukaryota; Viridiplantae; Streptophyta; Magnoliopsida; Malpighiales; Linaceae
Source: the annotation of a GenBank genome assembly